GUGUACAAGUCCGCGAUGGCCAUGGUGCAGGAACGCGCGCGCCUGCCCUGUGACGUCACCUCUACGCUGGCCAAUGACAGAGUAGUUCUCAUCCUCUGGUAUCGUGGCUCAGCUGGUACGCCUAUAUACAGUUUCGACGCCCGAGGGAGGACGAUAGAAAAAGGGAAACACUGGUCGGACGAGAGGCUGCUUGGACGGCGGGCGUACUUCAAGCUGCUUCCUGGCAGUUCUUGGGGAGGCUCCUCGGCCCCCGGAGCUCACCUGGAACUGUUCCCCGUCCAGGACCGAGACGAGGCCACCUACCGCUGCAGGGUCGAUUUCCUCUUGUCCCCCACCAAGAAUACAAUAGUUAACUUUACCGUCAUCAUACCGCCGAGCAAACCUGAGAUCUACAACGAAUCGGGUCUGUUGGUGACUGGAGAGAACGGUGCGUCCAUUAUUGGCCCAUACAACGAGGGUUCACCACUUAUCCUCUCUUGUAAAGUGACAGGAGGUCGGCCUGUUCCUACGGUGCAGUGGCUGGUGAACGAGGAGGUGCGGCCGUCUGAGGAGGUCCAAGAGCCAGGGGGUGUUAUCAAAGUGACUCUCGUCGUGCAGGAGCUCUCCAGGACCGACCUACACGCUGUCUUCGAGUGUCGCGCAACGAACUUCAAUGAUUCCUCACCUAUCUCCUCCACGGUCACCCUCGAUAUGAACUUUCAACCGCAGAACGUCACCAUCCUCAGUGGCACUGGCAGUCUGAGUGCCGGGACCGAUUACGAGUUGGUGUGCCAGGCCUGGGGAUCACGGCCAGCUGCCAUCAUAAGCUGGUGGAAAGGUGGCACCACGGCACUCAAGGAUGCUGCCAUGACGACGUCACCAGACAGCAACGUGACCACAUCUAUCCUCAAGUACAGCGCGGAUAUGACUGACAGCGGCAAGUACCUGACGUGCCGAGCAGAGAACCAGCUUAUACCGCAGUCAGCCAAGGAAGACGGCCUCAAACUCAACAUCUUCUACAAGCCGGUGGUGACGCUACAGAUGGGCAGCAACCUGGACCCCGAGACCAUCAAAGAAUCGGACGACGUGUACUUCGAGUGUCACAUCAACGCCAACCCCGAUGUCCAGCGAGUCCUCUGGUACCACAACGGCGCCCCCGUGGAGCACCGCGUCACCCGGGGCAUCAUCCUACAGAACCAGACGCUGGUCCUGCAGAAGAUCACCCGAGAAGCUGCAGGACUCUACACCUGCGCCGCCGUCAACCUGGAGGGCGAGGGCGAGAGUCAACCUGUCAACCUCAGAGUCAUGUACAAGCCGUACUGCCGGCGACACAGCAAGACGAUCUACGGGACGGCGCUGCACGAGCCUGCCAGCGUGACGUGCGAGGUGGAGGCCAGCCCGGGACCUGUCACCUUCAGGUGGACCUUCAACAACACCUCCGAGCACCUGCCCAUCCCGGCCUCCGCCGUCACCUCCCAGGACUUUCUCUCAGUGGCCAGCUACGCCCCCAAGAGCCACCUGGACUACGGCACGCUGCUCUGUUGGGCCUUCAACGACAUCGGCGAGCAGAGUGUUCCCUGUGCCUUCGCUAUCAUUGCUGCAGGCCCGCCGGACCCGCCCAAGAACUGCUCCAUCGCCAACCAGACGACGGACACCAUCGAGGUGGAGUGUGUGGCAGGCUUCGACGGCGGCCUUCCCCAGACCUUCUACAUGGAGGUUUACGACUCGACUUCUGGGGCGCUUCACCGCAACAUAUCGUCACCUGAGCCGCUGUUUCACCUGACUGACCUACGACCCGGCCUCGCCUUCCUCAUGGUCACUUACGCCGCCAAUUCCAAAGGCAGGAGUGACGUUGCCAAGCUUCAGACCUUUACCCUCAAAGUGGCUGAGAAACGUACAGGACCUCCGGCGCUUUUCGAGUUCACACCUGUCCUAGGAAUCCUGAUCGGUGUGGUGCUGGCCUUGAUCCUGACGGCGCUGGUGGUGAUGGUGGUGAUGAAGAUGAGACGAACGCCCCCGAGUGGUGACAUCGGAGCCCCAAACGACGAGCUCAAGGGAGACUUAGAGAACAAACCGCUCAAUGUCGGGGUGUUGGCUGCCAGGGUGAAAGAGGGACCCAGCGUGUGUGAAGCCGAGGACAAUGACCCUGACAUCAUCCCACACAAAACCGAUGUGAUGUCGUACCAAGACUACGAGAGUAUAGAUCGGGGAGGGCCGGGCCCGGGCGUCGACACUGUUCCCUCUGUACGAACACUACCACGACCGCAUAACCAGGUUCCCCCAGGAGGCUCGACGGUAACCUAUGUAGAGUUACCGUUACCCAGAGACGCCCAGCCAGGCUACCAAGUCAGCGCCACUGACCUCUGUCUCUUCGCUGCCAAGAGGAAGAGUAUGUAUCUCACCGCCUCGGCCACCACCACAAGACCCCUGUCUACCACCAGCACGACCACUACUACUACCAUGGCUGCCACCGGACCAUCCACCGCCUCUCGCAUCACUCCCACCACCGCUCCUACCUCCCCACACCCCAGUAACGAGGACUUCUUUGACGACUCCAAUAUUUACGCCACGAUAAAUCCCGUCAGAGGUGUGGACGUCCCCGCCACCAAGGAGCCGCACAUCUACGCUACCAUAGAACACAGCAGAAGGGAUCAUACACCCACAACAUCCACGCCUAUAUACGCAACUGUGGAUCAUAGACGGAGCGCGUAUAUCCCUUCCACCACAGUGACGCACACCUCUACUACAAUCACUCGUCCUAGAAGCGUUACCAACAUUCCCACCGUUGUUAGCGGCCCUGUUCCUACUGCUAACACCUACGCCACCAUAGAUUAUAGGAGGAAUGCGAAUAUAACUACAACAAACGCACCGAAUGCCUACGUCAGCUCACUUCACCGUCUGAGUUUGCAUUCUCCAUCAGAUUACCAUGAUAGAAGAGUGACGUCACGAACCCCAUUGCUAAGGUCACGUACUCCGCCGGUAACGUCACACCCUCAGACAACAACGUCACGGUCUCCACUACUGAGGAUGGCCAAUGAGAGUGCUGUGUAGAGCACCGAUAACGUCAUGCUCUCCAAUGACCAAUGAAAGUGCUGUGUACAGAACACUGAUAACGUCAUGGUUCCAAUGACCAAUAAGAGCGCUGAUAGCGUCAUGCUCCCCAAUGACCAAUGAGUGAUGUGUGAAAAACACUUGACGUCAUGCCCUCCAAUGACCAUUGAGUGUGUUGUGGUGAGCAACCUGGUGAAGGAUAAUUCUAUUUUCAUGACACAUACAUACUGAUCGUAAGACAUUUGUAGAAGAGCUAAUGGAACUGACCUUUGCACAAGUAACAGAUGUUUGUCGUAGAAAAUGGCUUAUGUGUUUAUUAAGAUUACGUUUUUUAAUUAAUGGUGUGUGUGCGUGUGUUACUUGAUAUGAGAGAUGCGGUUCUUCAUGAAGGCUUUAAUGUAUUUGUAAGAAUAUUGUGAACAGAAACGUGCAGCUUGACGGAAAAAAACAGAGUUUCUUAAGCGUAAACUUGGUGUACUAAAGCAGACAGACGCACCUUUGAAAGGAAUCACAUAAUGAUUUGUGACAAGGAAAAAUAUACCGCAGUUAUUUUUCCAAUGGAAGCGAAUUACUGCUUCCAAACUUACAUACACACACAGACAUACACACACACAGGCUCACAGAAUGGCAUCCAUUGAUUUUGUUAUGUCAAAGACAGCUGACUGAGGCGUCUCUCCCGUUACCAUGGUUACCAUCGAUAUGGCGGGAAUAUUUUAUUCUAUUUGGAGGCUUCCAUGUACAUAUUAGUCGGAGAUUUUUAUAUGUAGGAUGUUUAGAGAUCGUUUUAUUAAUAGGUGUAGUGAUGUGUACUAGAAAAAAAAUCUUGACUGGAGUUCUAGAUGUUUGAUUGUAAAAUAAAAUGCUCACUCUUG
Homarus americanus (American lobster) is the source of this 3902-nucleotide messenger RNA. RefSeq names its product hemicentin-1-like. The coding region runs from base 16 to 3030 and encodes 1004 amino acids. NCBI's taxonomy places the organism in Eukaryota, Metazoa, Arthropoda, Malacostraca, Decapoda, Nephropidae. The transcript is spliced from 15 exons. The record is from RefSeq and is a predicted model, not a curated record. Gene Ontology annotation, molecular function: protein binding.